Messenger RNA from Sycon ciliatum, 2273 nucleotides. RefSeq lists its product as uncharacterized. The coding region runs from base 82 to 1761 and encodes 559 amino acids. The transcript is spliced from 14 exons. The record is from RefSeq and is a predicted model, not a curated record. Gene Ontology annotation, molecular function: phosphoric diester hydrolase activity. Gene Ontology annotation, biological process: lipid metabolic process. Lineage: Eukaryota; Metazoa; Porifera; Calcarea; Leucosolenida; Sycettidae.
AGAUAGAGCUACUGUAGAGUGGGUCUGGGAGCUCCGGAUGGAGACAGACUAGAGAGAGAGAAAGAGUAGCAGAAACUGGAGAUGGCUGGUCACCCUACGUUAUUACUUGCAGCCGUGCUUGUGCUGCACCUGUGUUUGUGGCCAUCCACAUCUGUGGCACAACUCCAAGUUCCGAGCUGGGUUCAGAAUUCCCUGCGCGCACAAACAUUGUUGACGGCUGACACGGAUAUCUCUCAGAUUCCACUAUGUGGAGCAAAUGAAGUGUUCAACCUUCUUGCUUUCACGCCGCCCAAAUGGCGAAGCGUAAGACCUGACAUAAAGGCAGGCUCGGGCUCGGCCUGUAUCGGUGGAAGAUGUUUAGUGGGAACCACUGAAAUUCACAGUCAAGAUCUAAGCGUAUCGGAGCUGUUGACGCUGGGCAUUCGGCGUCUUGGCCUCAAUAUGCACUUUGUGCCCGGCCUUACUGGAGGUGGGGAAGAAUACCGCUUCUGUCGUGGUGAUGACCAUUUCUUUCUGGGAUGUCAGGCCUUGCAGAACGCUAUUGGCUUUGAUAUAUGUGCCAUCGUAUUUGGCAUACCUACACUGACUGCCACUACCACGGGAUGUUCAGGUAGCUCUGCUACCAUUCAACAGGGUCUAAAGGCCAUCUCUGACUGGAUUGCUGCGAAUGAAACACAGUUGGGCUAUGGUAUCAUCGUCAUUGACUUGAGUGACUAUGUGACCGAUUCUGUCAAUAGCUCACAGUUUCUUCGUGAAACUGCCACAAGUCACAUUCGAAAUGUGAUUGAGACUACAAUUUCCAGUCGAGUCCUGAGUGUUGCUAACCUGGCUCAUUUCAGAACGACAUCCAGCUCUGGCACGACAGCGUGGCCAUCACCAAAGCAAAUAGUUGAUACGUACAAGAAGCGGGUUGUCAUUAUCGUGUCAGAGGAGGACUCAGUUAUUGCUGGUGACUAUGUCCAUGCCGUACCGUCACCAAGGAGCUCAGUAGCCAAUUCUGAGAAUUCAGUGAACAAUUUUCUUGCCAGCAACCCAACAGCAGGCACCUGCCCAAGAAGUGUGGCUGCAUUCCAGCCAGUCUAUGAGAGUCGCAAGUUAUUGCUGCUGAAUGAAACCAAUGCUGGUCAGUUUGUUCAAUUGGUCUCCACUGAAAAUGGCCCUCAGGAGGUUGGCGCUAUAACUGCAACACUGGCACAGCGUCUCCUGGAGUGUGGGCUAAGUCCCUCGUUGGAUUACAUCAGUGUCUCAAGUAUUGCAUCAUCCUGCAUUUGGACAUACAGUGAGGGACAAAUGCCAUCAAGUUCUGGUCAGCAAGUUCAGUUCAAUGCAGCGCAAGGGUGGACUACUGCCAGUGAUGCUGGCCAGGCGCAGUUACGUAAAGCAUGCCAGAGUGUAUCAGAUGAAACAGCAUGGACGCUUUCAGAAGCAGGUGACCCAUGUCCAGCCUCCUUUCGGUUUGCUGUGCCUGACAGUCCCCAGGAAGUGGCUGCAUUACGCCUUACCCUAGUUCAGGCUAAUGUUGAUUCAGUUUUGCUGCCAUCCAAUAUGCCUGGUGUCACAAGCGUCCAAGAUGACGACUCAGCAAAGUCAUCUAACGCCAAGACAAUCGGCAUUGCAGUUGGCGUGUCAGUCGGCAUUGUAGUGCCAGUGGUGGUGAUUCUACUUGUGAUCGUCAGACAGCGUAAGAGGGUCUGUGCUGGUGAUGCUGACACCGCUGACACCAAUCCGGUCGUGUCGCAGAAGGAUGUCGCCGAUGCUUGAGUUGUAAUGUUCUUCACCAGAACUUUGAUGCGGUGUCGACGCUAGUACCGCUGCUAGUCAUUUGUAGCAACUGUUGUUGUUUCUCAUCAUGCACAGAUGCUGGAUACUGGUCAGUAACGUCAGCUACUUUCAUACAAUGAUAAAGUGCUCCAGGCAGAAAUUGUCAAUACUUGUAGUGCAACAGGUUGUUCUACAUGUUCAUGCAUGUGAUUGAAGUGGAAACAUUGUCAUCACUGUGUGUGGUCUGCUCUUGCAGUGCUGUUAGAUCUGUAGUGUUGACACUAUUUUUGUUUGUAUUCGUCACCUGUCAUCUCGCAGUAGUUUGUACUUUUCUCGUCUUUUUAAUUAUUUAGGUUCUCACAGAUAGGCAGAGACGCAUUUUCAAAUUUCUAGUAUAAAACCGUUCACUGCGCAUUGUGUGUGUGCAUUCACAUACCACAUUCAUGUGCCGUAUUUCCUGGAUUCAGUCGACCUUUUGGUUUAGAAAGUAGUGAGGCCUUGCCAAGGAUUGA